Molecule: messenger RNA, 1641 nt
Organism: Soboliphyme baturini
Lineage: Eukaryota; Metazoa; Nematoda; Enoplea; Dioctophymatida; Soboliphymatidae
Source: the annotation of a GenBank genome assembly
AUGCUUGAAACCAAAGCGCGGAGGAACAGAGACGAGCAGCUGACGUUGGCCGUGGCCGAAAUCGUGUCGGCUUUGGUGCAGGCCCAUCGUGACGGUGUCAACGUGAACCUAAACCGUCUCAAAUCAUGUGUGUCGUCGAAGCACGGGCUGAGCUCACAGCCGCGUUUGUUAGACAUCAUCGCAGGGGUACCUCCGGAAUAUCGAUCGGUUUUGUUGCCCAAAUUGAAGAUGAAGCCGGUGAGAACCGCCAGUGGUAUUGCCGUGGUUGCCGUCAUGUGCAAGCCACACAGGUGUCCCCACAUAUUCGUCACCGGAAACAUUUGUGUUUACUGUCCAGGUGGUCCUGACUCCGAUUUCGAAUACUCGACGCAAAGCUACACGGGCUAUGAACCGACGUCGAUGCGUGCCAUCCGUGCGCGCUACGAUCCUUACCUACAGGCACGCAGUCGCAUCACGCAGUUGCGACAGCUCGGUCACCAGGUGGAUAAAGUUGAAUUCAUAGUCAUGGGAGGAACUUUCAUGUCGCUACCUCAGGAUUACAGGGACUAUUUCAUCAGGAACUUACACGACGCCCUUUCAGGCCACAGAAGCACCAGCGUCGCCGAGGCGGUACAUUACUCUGAGAGAAGCAAAAUCAAGUGCGUCGGCAUAACGAUAGAAACGAGGCCAGAUUACUGUGUCAACCGUCACCUGUCAGACAUGCUAUCGUACGGAUGUACUCGAUUAGAGAUCGGCGUCCAAAGCAUUUACGAAGAUGUAGCGCGGGACACGAAUCGCGGUCAUACCGUAAAAGCGGUAUGUGACACGUUUUGUCUCGCCAAAGACUGUGGUUACAAGGUCAUUGCUCACAUGAUGCCGGACUUGCCUAAUGUUGGUUUGGAACGAGACAUUGAACAGUUUAUCGAGUUCUUCGAAAAUCCUGACUUUAGGGCUGAUGGCUUGAAGAUAUAUCCUACGCUUGUUAUCCGCGGAACUGGGCUGUACGAGUUGUGGAAAACUGGGCGCUACAAAUCAUAUCCGGCGCAUGUACUUGUUGACCUUAUCGCACGUAUUCUGGCCCUUGUGCCCCCUUGGACCAGGGUAUAUAGAGUACAGCGAGACAUACCGAUGCCGCUCGUUUCGUCAGGUGUUGAACACGGGAAUAUAAGGGAAUUAGCACUUGCACGCAUGAAAGACUUCGGCACGAAAUGCCGAGACGUUCGCACCAGGGAAGUCGGGAUUCAGGAGAUACACGAGAAAGUUCGUCCGUACAAGAUUGAGCUGAUACGCAGAGAUUAUGUGGCUAACGGUGGCUGGGAGACAUUUCUUUCCUACGAAGAUCCCGAGCUUGACAUUCUCGUUGGUUUGCUACGCUUGCGCAAGUGUUCUGUAACGACGUUUCGUCCGGAAUUGAUCGGUGCAGUUUCCAUCGUGCGAGAAUUGCACGUUUAUGGAUCGGUUGUUCCGGUCAGCAAAAGGGACCCAAAAAAAUUUCAGCAUCACGGCUUCGGAAUUUUAUUGAUGGAAGAGGCGGAGCGCAUUGCUCGAGAAGAGCAUGGGUCGAAAAAAAUCGCCGUCAUAUCGGCAGUUGGUACACGUCAGUACUAUCGAAAACUCGGUUAUGAACUAGAAGGUCCUUAUAUGACUAAGGCACUUGUUUGA